Molecule: messenger RNA, 855 nt
Organism: Colletotrichum gloeosporioides
Lineage: Eukaryota; Fungi; Ascomycota; Sordariomycetes; Glomerellales; Glomerellaceae
Exons: 3
Coding region: 1-855 (284 amino acids)
Source: RefSeq, a predicted model, not a curated record
AUGGACCCCAUAUCGAUUGCUGCGACUGCAGCGUCACUAGCAGGAGCUGCUGGAAGUACUGCUAUUGUGUUGAUUCGACUGGCCAAAAAGGUCAAGAAUGUCGACAUCAAACUAUCAGAUGCUUUCGAAGAGGUCCAAAAGCUGUCUGUACUCCUUGUGUCUGUGGACAAGACAGUGAGACAGUGCCAGACACACGUACCGUCACUUUCUCAUUUUUAUCACAACAUAUGGGGACAUUUUGGAGACACCUUAGCAGACUGCAAGUCCAACAUCGCCGGUAUCGAUCAGCUUCUCAGAAAACUCAGCGUACAUUUCGACGCGGAAGGCAAUCCGCUUGCAAAAACUUCUCAGAAAAACAAACUUCUAUUUCAUCCUAAGUAUCCACAAGGAAGAGAUUCAAGACUACAAGGUCAAGAUCCUCAAUUCGAACUAGGCUAUUCAGAUGAAUUUGCAGCUGGUGACCAUAGGCUAUUCCAGGAGCUUAACAAGCUGAAAGGUUCGAUCAAAAAAUCUCUUCGAAAGGCACACCGAGAACUACCCGGGUCUGAGACGGAGAAGAAAAUGGAGAUCGCAGCUCGCAACGUUCCUUUCAUCCACUUCGAUAUGUUCGACGGGGAGAUCGAUGAACGCAAGCAUCCUUACGAGACAACAGACCAGCAUAGAGGCAUGCAAGCCAGCGGCAGACCAGACCAAGACGAAAAUCCAUCAUCUAGGAUUGCAGAGGAUAACUGUGGAAAUAUGAAUCAAGCCCUAGGCUUUUCACAGACGUCCUUUGGCCUAUUAAGCCUCCCACCCCGGCUAGAGUCCCUGAAGAAGCAUGCUGCCAGCCGUUUUUUUAACAGCGCUACUAACUAA